Messenger RNA from Rhizophagus irregularis DAOM 181602=DAOM 197198, 2781 nucleotides. Lineage: Eukaryota; Fungi; Glomeromycota; Glomeromycetes; Glomerales; Glomeraceae. The record is from RefSeq and is a predicted model, not a curated record.
AUGGACAGUCUUAACCUUUUAAGCUCUAAUAUAAAUAAAAAAAAAAGAAAAAUAGGUCCUAAAUAUUACAAACCAAAUCGAGCGUCGAUAAAUAAAAGAAAUGCUAAAAAAAUCAUAAUUCAAAAGUAUCAAAAAGGAUAUAAAAGGUUUAGAAUAAAUAAAAAUGUAACUGUGAAAGAUGAAAAAGUUGAAUGGGAAGACAUCGACGAAAAUAAAUUACACACACACUGUGUAAAUGGCCAAAAUUUUAAUGCAGCAAAAGGUUUAUAUCGCAAUGCACAGAAAAAGCUUAUUGAUAAUUGGAAAGAGAUUUUACCUAGACUAUUUAAUGUAAUGAUUGAGAAUAAUGCCCUGGAUAAGGACCGCAAUUGUAUUAAAUGCAAGAAACCUGCCACAUUCCGUUGCAUGGAUUGUGGAUCUGAUGUAUAUUUUUGCUCAGUCUGUGAAGACUUAUUCCAUAAUAACAUUAAUAUUUUUCAUCAGAGAAUUUUAUUAGAUCAAGAUAGCAAUAGUAAUCACAAUAGGACGUUAAAAUUGCCUCAAAUCUGUUCUGAAAACUGUGAACAUCAAGCUUUCAAAAUAUUAGUAGUUCAUUUAAAAGGACAAUUUUCAGUGAACAUUCCAGGUUGUAAAGGAAUUGUUGAAACGCUAAUUAAGCAUAAACUAUUUCCUUCUACACCUGUUAAUCCAAAUGUUGCAUUUACAUUUGAACUUCUUGAUCUUUACGCAGAAUUAUUACUACAAGCACACGUUCCCUAUCAUUCUUUUUGUCGAGUUUUAGAUGCACUUCAUUCCUCUCAAAAUAUUAAUAAAAAUAUUUACUAUCUAUUCACGUCUACUGCUCAUUACUAUUUAGCAAUUAAAAAUCAAAUCAAAAAUACUGUUACAAGUAUGCUCAAAAAAAAUUAUGAUUUUAAUUGCCCAGCAUGUCCGCAGCCAAAUGAAAAAAAUGCAAAAAUAAUAGUUGCACUGGAUGGAAACUUCCAACUAAGAAGAUUAAAAUGUGCUGGAAAUGAUAUCAAUGAUCAAUUAGUUAAAGAUCAAUUUAUUAUAAAGCAAAAACAAUUUGAUGAAUGGAUGAUUACACAUGAUUCAUCUCGAAAUAAAUCUACUAAGAAUCAAGAAACUGCGUGUGACAGUUAUUUUAAAGCAGCUGAUCAAGCCCGUUCUAAUAUAAAAUCAAAACAUUUAGAUGAUACAGGAUUAUUUGGUAGCACAUGUAGGCAUGGAAUACCAUUAAAGUUUAUUAAUCUAAAAGGAAUUGGAGAAAGGUUUUCGCUAGCAGAAUGCCUUCUUUAUCAAUUACAAGAUACUUUUAACGAAAGUUCUCAAUCAUUUGUUGUUUUAUAUGAUAUUGCAUGUUCUUUUCAUGCACAUAUAAAUAAAAGUGAGAGUGCCCUUUUUCAGUUUAAAUCUCGCUUUGAUUGGUGUAUAUCUAUAUUUCAUGCAUUCGCCCAUUCAAUGAAAUGUCAGCUUAAAUAUCAUCCAAGAAUUUGUUCGUCAAUUGGAUUAACUGAUGGUGAAAGUCUUGAACGAUUAUGGUCCUAUCUUGGCCGCUUUGCUUUAACAACCAAAUAUAUGAGACCAUCACAUAGACUAGAUAUUUUAGAAUUAGCAAUUCAAAAUAUUACAUAUUCUUUAGCGAAACGUUUUCACCGUGCAAAAAAACUAAGUUUGGAUUCUAAAAUAUCUUUAGAAGAAUUGAAUAAACAACAUGGUAUAGACGAAAGCAAAAUUCUUAUUGCAAUUGAAAAUCAGAAAAAAAAUAUUGUUUUUAAAGAGCAAUUAAUGGGAAAAGAACAAUAUUUUUCAUAUUUAAUGGAUUAUCACAAUAUUCAAAUAGAAGAAUCCAAAUUAGAAAGAUCAAAAGCAUCAUUAAUAAAAUCAAAAGACAUGUGUCUUAAAAAAAUCAAAGAAUGCGAAGAAAAUUUGGAUAUUCUUGAAUUUGAUCGAUGGAACCCAUUUGAUCCAAAGUAUAGCAAUUACCUUGAUGAUUAUUGUAGGCGUAAUUUAGAUUUAAUAUCAGAUAAAUUAAGAAAACUACGUAAUGAAUAUAUUUUUAACACCUCACAAUUGUAUAAUACGGAUCAUAAAGGACAUAAAUUGGCAUCAAAAAUAAAGAUUGAAGUUAGUAAAAUUUCCAAGCAAAUCGAAGUACAAAUCUUGCAUUACCAACAUUUAAGAUCAAAUUGGUCGUCUAAACUAGCUGAUAACUUUCCUAAAGCAACUUUUAAUGAUAUAGUUAAUCAUGGAUCUAAUUUUUGGAAAUCAUUAGACUUAGCAGUCGAUAACGAUACUAAUAUACCACGAAUUGUUAUCAAUCAUUCAAUUCAACAUUUUAAUAAUUUUAAACGAGCUGAAGAAGAGAUCAAUUUAAUUCCAAUUGAAUUAAAUAGACUAUACACUUUUUGGAUUAAUCAAAAAUUGGAAAUUGUAAAGAUACUGCAACAACUUGAAAUAACUAAUAAUCUAUUUGAGGAAAGUAUAGUUUAUAUUUUAAAAGGCUACUAUGAAAAAAUAAAAAAAAAUAUAAAACAAUGUCAGGAUGCUUUUUUGAAAAUUAAUGAAACUAGCGUAAGGGGUGAAAGCAAAAAUUUAAAUCCAUCAAUAUAUAUAUCAAUGAAUGAAAAAGAAGAAGAUAGACUUUCAAGAGAAAAUCUAGAAUUAGAAAAUUUAGAAAUUCAGAUUGAAGGUGAAGAUUAUGAAGGCGAAGGUUACGAAAGUGAAAGUGAAGGUGAAGAAAUUUACGAAGAUGAGGAUAAAGAUAUUAAUAUGCAAUAA